Messenger RNA from Suillus fuscotomentosus, 697 nucleotides. RefSeq lists its product as uncharacterized. NCBI's taxonomy places the organism in Eukaryota, Fungi, Basidiomycota, Agaricomycetes, Boletales, Suillaceae. The record is from RefSeq and is a predicted model, not a curated record. The coding region runs from base 75 to 551 and encodes 158 amino acids. The transcript has 3 exons.
UAGCCUGAGUGGACCACGUGACAUGUGGCAGCAAGGACUGAACGCGACUUACAUCGUGACCAGCGCUGUCCACCAUGAACUCUCCUGAUCCAGAUUCUCCGAUCUCAACUGAUUCAUCCGAUUCACCCCCACCUGAUGACUUUCAGUUCGUAGCAAGUGGCCCGAGCGCCCGCGAUCCUCAUACAUCGUUCCUCCAUUCCGCUACGACUCAAAUAUUGGGAAACCUCUCGUCGGUGAUGCCUAGCCCUGGAUCUAAGCGCCGCCUCCCUGGUGGCUCUUCCUUCGAUGGUCCUUCACGGAGAGAUCCAAAGACGAGGAGACGAGAGGAUGCAAUGAGCAUGGGGGGAAAUUCCCGCAGAAUGGCUGAAGGCCAAAAUCAAAAUGCAGGAGGAAGUAACAUUGGAAUAACUGCGAAUAAUGCCUGGGGAGCGAAGAGCGAGCACGGGAACAGACGUGAUAAGGAAGAUCUUGUUGAUGUUUUAAUGGCAGAACAACUUAGAAAAGAAUUCGGAGAUCCGUUCUUGGAGACAGCCAUUAAAAGCCUGAGCUGAUUGAUGCACUACACUAUCCAAGUCGUUCUCCCUAGUUGCCGUUCAUAACGUUGUCAUUCUCGUAUUGGACCAACGGGAAUGUCUCAUGAGCGCACGAAGUGACAUCCCUGAGUUGUUCUCGUUCUUUGAUAGCGCGGAACUUGUAU